UCUAUGUAUCUGUUCCAUCUCUCACCAACUGGUUGUUGUUUUUGGACCCGCUCUUGCGCUCGAAUUGUUGGAAUAUAUAUUUCAUUUAAUUAAGCACAGAAAGCAGUAGUAAAAAUGAUUGGAAGUAAAAAAUCCAAGGAGGCGAAUGUCUUCAAGGAAAUCGCAGAGAACUUCGAGCAGCUGACCAAGAAUCCAGAGCGUUUUCUCCAGCCACAGCCGGAACAAGUGAAUGCCAUCGAGCAGCUUAUCCAGCAGACAUACGCCGUUAGCAUCAGCGAGGAUGUGGCGAACAAGAAGGAACUGCUGCCGGAAUUGGUGCUGGAGCAAAUGGACGAGGAGCAGAUCUGGCAGCAACUGGAGAUUCGCAACGAACUAGUGUUCCAACAGGUGCUGGAGCAAACCGCCAGGCUGACGGCGAUGCGCGAGCAGCACCUGGGCAUUGAACUGGACGAUGGUGAAGAAAUAGAGGAAGAAGACGAAGUAAUACAAGCUGAAGACUCAGGCGAUGAGGAACAAGAUGAGGAAUCAGACUUCAGCGACGAGGAUGGAGGGCUACAAAAGCAGAAGACCGCGCCGCCGAAAGACAAACGAAACAAGCGACUACGCAACUCUGUGGUGGACGAUACCUUCUUCAAGUUGGAAGAGAUGAAUGAGUUCCUGGAGCAGGAGGAUGCCAAGGAGAUGCGCCGCCUGAACAGCAAGAAACGCGUUGAGCAGGCCGAUGAUAUAGAUCAUUUCGCAGAGGAUUUUGGUCUUGGCGAAGAUGAGGAGGACGAUGAGGAGGGGAAUGUCAACUAUGCGGACUUCUUUGACAUGAAUGAGGAACUGACAGAGCAUUCUAAAAAGAUUAACAAAGGCAAGCAGAAAGAUUUCUUCAAUGAAAACGAGAGUGAAAAUGAAAAUGAACCGGAUGAGGAUGCAAAUCCCAAAGAGGGCGAUUCUGAUCAAAGCGAAGGAGACGAGGGCGAUGAUGAACCUGAAAAUGAUCAAGAUCCAGAUGAGGCGGCCAGCGAAAUAGAUGAAUCCGAAUUCGUGGCAAAAAGUGGCAUAGAACCUGCCAGCGAUUCAGACUCGGAUUCGGAGAAAGAAGAGGAGGAGCCACAACCCACAGAGCCACCGUCCCAAUCAUCCAAUGAGAUGAGAGAGGCUCGUUUGUUUCAACGCAUCCGCGACUACGAAGACAUUGUCCUAGGCGAGAAGCCUUGGCAGCUCAAAGGCGAAGUAAAGGCAGCCAAUCGGCCCCAGAACUCACUGCUUGAGGAGAUUCUCGACUUCGAUUCGACCACCAGGCCAACGGCGCCAAUCACGGAAGAGGAUAACCGCUCCAUCGAGGACAUAAUUAAGCAGCGUAUUCGCGACAAAGCAUGGGACGAUGUGGAGCGCACUGUGCGACCGGUGAACACCCCGCAAGAGUACAGAAAACAACUUGUGCUUGACCAGGAGAAAUCAAAACAAUCGCUGUCGCAGAUCUACGAGGCGCAGUAUCAGCGCGAAAUGGAAAAACUCGAUCCCAAUCGCGAUGCCGAUGACAAAACUGGUCCGGAACCGAAAGAACACCAAGAAAUCAAGCGGGCAAUGCGUUCCCUAUUCCUUAAAUUGGACGCCCUCUCCAAUUUCCACUUCACGCCGAAACCGGUGGCGCCGGAGAUCAAGAUCGUAACGAACACACCAGCAGUUCACAUGGAAGAGGUGGCCCCGCUGGCGGUGAGCGAUGCCAAGCUGCUGGCACCCGAGGAGGUGUUCCGCGGACCCAAGCACGCUCCACUUGGCAAGACCGAACGCGAUCGAACGGAUAAGAACCGCGAGCGCCGCAAAAAGAAGCAAAAGCAGCGGGCCAUCCACUCGGCUCUGGAGCAGCGCGAGCUUCAGCGAGCCAAGGAGGGCAAGGCGCCCACAAAGAAGGAAGCGGAUGCCAAGCUGCUCAAGACAAUCACCAAGAAUCGCAAUGUUCAAAAGAUCAAUGCCAGCAGCAACGACCAGGGAGCUCUGAAGUCCUCAAAGGCUUUCUUCCACAAACUGCAGGAUACCGCAGCGGCUACAGCAUCCAAAAAGCGACCGAAAAAGGAUACCGCCAAGGCGGAUGCCAAGAAGCUGAAGCUUUAAACGUACACGCUAGGACUCCUUCAUAUUGUAAUUGCCUUAAGCCAGCAAAGUUUUCUCGUCUCCAGUCACGUGCCAGAAAGUUGUCACAAGCACACACGUAUGCCCACAUAGCAAUCCUUGUUGCAAGAAUAUCUUUAGCAUGUACUGUGUGUCUGGGGAGUCCCCAAUUUGGUGCUCCAUGGGAGAUGCCAUGUGUCGGUACUUUUAAUGUUCCAUGUGCGCGGAUCCAUCGUAUGUGUAUGUGAUGCGUGGGCGCUUUGUGUGUGGCGGCGUGUGAGUCAAGGACAUUCUGUGUCCUGUUGAGGCGAUUAGGCACGCGUGCAGCUUGCGGAAUUUGACUAUUCUUAGAAUUAUUUACUUAAAAUAACUGUUUGCUAUGUAAAUAGUACCCUAAUUAAAGAAAGCAAAGCAAGUAACGU
Drosophila melanogaster (fruit fly) is the source of this 2522-nucleotide messenger RNA. RefSeq lists its product as uncharacterized. Gene Ontology annotation, biological process: rRNA processing. The record is from RefSeq and is marked reviewed. Bases 115 to 2103 code for a protein of 662 amino acids. Gene Ontology annotation, cellular component: nucleolus; Mpp10 complex; nucleus. NCBI's taxonomy places the organism in Eukaryota, Metazoa, Arthropoda, Insecta, Diptera, Drosophilidae. The transcript is spliced from 3 exons.